UCCCGCCGCUGGAAGUGAAGAUAAUCGGGUCGAACCAGCCGUUGUCGGCGGGCAAGAGGUACGAGCUGAUGUGCACCACAUCCGGCUCCAGGCCGCCAGCCACCGUUACCUGGUGGAGGAACGAUCAGCAUUUGCUGGAGACGAAGGAGACGACAUCGAGCGACGGGAACACGACCACCAGCAUCUUAUCUUUCAUGGCGACCAAAGCAGAUGCUGGUAGACAAUUGUCGUGCCGGGCUGAAAAUCGAAUCAUGGGAACCGAGUCGAUAAAGGACGACUGGGUGCUCGAAAUACAGUACACGCCGGAAACCCGGAUACAGCUGGGCACCUCGUUGAAUCCGAACGCGAUCCGCGAGGGAACCGACGUCUACUUCGAUUGUCUGAUCCACGCCGAGCCACCCGUUUACAAGGUUGAAUGGCGACACUUGGGAAAAACUCUUCACCUCAACAUCACGCAGGGCAUCAUAAUCAGUAAUCAAAGCCUGGUGUUGCAAGGCGUCGACCGUAAAAGCGCAGGCAAUUACACCUGCGUCGGAUACAACACGGAAGGAGACGGAGAAAGCUCUCCGUUUUAUUUGAACGUAAUGUUCGCGCCCACCUGCAAGCCGAAUCAGACGAAGGUCCACGGCGUGGCGAAACAAGAAAAGGCAAACAUAUCUUGCCAAGUGGACGCGAACCCGCCGGAGGUUCAAUUCCGCUGGACCUUCAACAAUUCCGCCGAGAGCAUCGACGUUGCCGCCAGUCAUAUCGCCAGGUCCGGCACAUCCUCCAUCGUCUCGUACACGCCCAUGACCGAAUUGGAUUAUGGCACGUUGCUCUGUUGGGCCACCAAUCGAAUUGGACAUCAACAAGUGCCCUGCGUCUAUCACAUCAUACCUGCCGGUGAGGUAUCUUUAUGUGGUAAUUCGAUCAUGGAAAUUCCUCUCGAUCGUGAAACUCGAUAUAUACUCGAGCAACGACUCCCUCGUUUCGUCUUGGUUCCGACUUUCACCGAGAUUUCGCUGAGAUUCGAAAGAAAUCGCAGAACCUUUUAAGACUACUUUGAGUUUGAUUUCACAUCAGCAGUAUUUUUUCUUUUUUUUUUUUUUUUAAUUCCUCGAACGAUUUUCGUGGAUUUUCGUGGUUCAAGUAAAUUUAAAGACAAAAUUUUUUCGUAAGACA
This is a messenger RNA of Heterotrigona itama, 1161 nucleotides long. The record is from the annotation of a GenBank genome assembly. Lineage: Eukaryota; Metazoa; Arthropoda; Insecta; Hymenoptera; Apidae.